This is a messenger RNA of Caenorhabditis briggsae, 282 nucleotides long. Lineage: Eukaryota; Metazoa; Nematoda; Chromadorea; Rhabditida; Rhabditidae. The coding region runs from base 1 to 282 and encodes 93 amino acids. The record is from RefSeq and is a predicted model, not a curated record. The transcript is spliced from 2 exons.
AUGCCGAUCGUUCAUCGAAAUGUAGAGGGAGAAAAUGAUGGAGAAUGCUAUAAAAUCAAAGGACCGAAAACUCCGUUUCUCCUCAGGCACCUGGAAAAGCACUUUAUGGAAAAGCCAGAAGAAGAACAACGCGAGAAGAAAGACAAACAGGAAUCAACAAGUGGAACAAAAAGGGAACGCUCAGAAUCGGACUCUGAUGAAGACUUCGACGAUCCAAAUGUGCCAUCCACGUCUUCAUCGUCGAAGAAGAAAAAACGCUUAGAACAACAAUCACAUAGAUAA